Messenger RNA from Macrobrachium nipponense, 1257 nucleotides. Its product is annotated as palmitoyl-protein thioesterase 1-like. Gene Ontology annotation, cellular component: lysosome. The record is from RefSeq and is a predicted model, not a curated record. NCBI's taxonomy places the organism in Eukaryota, Metazoa, Arthropoda, Malacostraca, Decapoda, Palaemonidae. Gene Ontology annotation, molecular function: palmitoyl-(protein) hydrolase activity. Bases 70 to 942 code for a protein of 290 amino acids. Gene Ontology annotation, biological process: receptor-mediated endocytosis; protein depalmitoylation. The transcript is spliced from 7 exons.
ACUUCUUGUGUGUGAUCGCAUCUCCUUCCUGAGCGCUGCUCUUGAAUUCGCUAAAAUAAUAAACAAGGCAUGAAGUGGGUUGGAUACCUCGUCACCCUUUUUGUUUCUUCGCUGGGGCGUGGAGAUGAAACACCCACUCCACUUGUGAUGUGGCAUGGGUUAAGAGAUACCUGCUGCUCCGACCACAUGGUAGCUCUGAAGACUUUCAUUGAACUUUACAAACCUGGCAUUUACAUUCGAAGUAUUAUGAUUGGCAAGGAUAUUGAAACUGACAGGGAGUCUAGCUUCUAUGGAAACUUGAAUGGUCAGGUUGACGAAGUUUGCCAGAAGUUAGCGAUGGAUCCCAAGCUUCAGAACGGAUACAACGCUAUGGGUUUCUCCCAGGGAGGACUGUUUUUCCGUGCAGUGGCUCAGCGAUGUCCCUAUCCUUCAAUGAUGAAUUUGAUAACCAUUGGCAGUCCUCAUCAGGGUGUCUACGGCUGCGGUUCGACUUGUAAAUACCUCUUUGAAUGGUGGUUUCGUCAUUUAGUGUAUUAUUCCCAUGUUCAACAGAUGUAUGUGGUGGCACAAUAUUGGCACGACCCACUCGAUGAAGAAAAAUAUCGUGAGAGUUCUAUCUUCUUGGCAGAUAUUAAUAAUGAGAAGGAGAUAAAUGAAACCUACAAGAACAAUCUGAAGAAGCUGCAAAACUUCGUGAUGGUGAAAUUCCUCAAUGACACGACGGUAUAUCCGACCGAGAGUCAGUGGUUCGGUUUUUACGCUCAGGGUCAAGAUGAAGUGGAGCUGCCGCUUCGAGAAUCUCGCCUUUACCAAGAGGAUCGCCUUGGCCUGAAAGAGAUGGACGAAGCAGGGAAACUCCACUUUCUCUCCGUUGAUGCCGACCAUUUGCGGUUUGGUGUGGAAUGGUUUUUCCAAGAAAUAGUUAAUAAAUUUGUUGUAUGAAGGGAGGUGUAAUAAAAAAAAGGUAAGGUAAAGCCACUGCUACCGCAAACUCACAAUCAUCUGCUAUGCUCUGAAAGGCAGAAUCAACGGGAACCAUUUUUCUGGAGUGAAUGGUAAAAGAUAUCUUUUCUGACCAAUUUGGUGAACAAUAUUUAUCUCAGUGUCAUUUCCAUCUCUUUAUCGUCAGAAUUUGUUCUCCUGCGCAUGGUAGCUACAUAUGUUAGUUGAUCCCUACUUUACUGCGUAAAUUGAGAAUAUAUCUUAAGUUCCAAGUCAUAAACCUGUAUAAUUGUGAGAAUAAAAAUUGGUUAAGUC